AUGUCCGCCACCAGCACCAACAACAACAACACCCAUGAUAAUGAUAAUGAGUCAUAUUCACAUUCGAAUCCGCGUGUCGAUGACUUGGAAUAUACUUUCACCACCCAUGGCCCGAAUGAUGAUUACAUUUGGCCUCACACUGGUUCGCCAUUCAGUAUGCCGUUAAAUAUUCAGACUGGCGGAAGACUCGCUCGUGCAUCCCCAUCUCCAGGGUACUCUGAGCACUGGCAAUCACCGGAGUACAACAGUUACAAUAGUCAAAAUGAACAGUCAUCGAACUCCCCCACUUUUCUAUUAAACAACUACUCGCCUGAUAGCGCUUUGGGUCCCUACGGCGUCCACUCUAGGAGCCCCCAUAUUUCUCCUACCGGGUCAGAUCCAACGUUAUCUCCUUUGUAUUCGUCCUCUCCCCACCUAUCCCCCUCAACCCCCAACAGCAGUUUCAUGCCAUCUCCGACACUAACAGACAUUAACCAUUUAGUAAUGAUUGAUCAGAGUACCAUUGGCAGUUCCGACCCCAAACUUUGUUACACACAUCGUGAACAGCUUUUGAAGUUUAGGGAAGCUUUAUCUCUUCCGAUGCCUGGAGCUGGGCCAUUUGUUCCUCAGCCCAUGUACAAACCUCACACAACCAGCGACCGCAAGCGCUACGUCGAAGAGGUCAUGCUAGAAGCCCCUAUGUUCUUCAUCUCUGAACAUCCAGAGCAAUACGGCAUCUCCCUCAAAGAUGCGCUUCACUCUCGUACGAAAAAGCUGCGCGACCGUGAUAUGGUUGUAUUUGAAGGUCGCGGACCUAGUGUCUCUAUUCGACUCGAGUGGCCUGGAUAUAGGCAGUGGAGCAGACAAAUUCCCACCAAGGAUUUCCGAAGCCCGCCUCAGCCAAUCACUCUCGCAAAAUUGGCAAAGAACGUUGCAAAGUGUGUCCAACGUUUCAUGCAAGAUCGCAAACACCUCCCCAUGGAAGAAGAAUCGGACCAUCGAUGGAAAAUUGGUGAUGGUCCUGACGAUAUCAAAUUAGAGGAUCUCAUUCUUGUCAGCAUCCACCAUGUUUCAUUGGGUAGCUGGCAGCCCCAUCUGAGGCUUGUACGCCCUCUUCGCCAGCAACGUUAUGGCAAUGGCCAUGGCCAUGGGCAAAGUCACAGUCUGUCUGUACCACAGAUGCCCCCUACACCGAUGACCGCAUCAAAUUCAUCCCCGUCCACUAUAUCAUUCUCGCAACUAUCAUGA
Molecule: messenger RNA, 1227 nt
Organism: Psilocybe cubensis
Lineage: Eukaryota; Fungi; Basidiomycota; Agaricomycetes; Agaricales; Agrocybaceae
Exons: 4
Coding region: 1-1227 (408 amino acids)
Source: RefSeq, a predicted model, not a curated record